UCGGAAAUAAUGGCAAUUAAUUUAAUUUGAUUUCGAAGUAUAAAUCAGCGCUAAUGCGUGGAUUACAUUAAUUACCAAUAUAUAUAUCCUAACGAAAAAUUGAAAAGCAAGAUUCAAGAUGUGGAUUUUUCUGUUUUAUUCUUUCACACUUGCCCAAGGAAUUUUAGCAGAAGUUGACUGCUCUAAAAGCGGUUUCGAUGAGUGCGAAACCCCGGCUAUGUUUUAUUUCAUUCCCACUGAAAUCUCAACUUACAACAGAUUAUGCCCACAGCUGACAGCUUUUUUCAAAUGCCUGAAAAGUUUUCAAGACAAAUGUGAUGAACACAUUUUUGAUUCCAAGGCAGAGUACGAAGGAAUGUACGGCGCAUUCAGCGAUCUUUGCGAAGAAGGAACCUUCUUGAAUACAGUUGCGACAGCAAACUUGAGGUGUUUCAACGACACUUUUAGUACAACAGAUUGUCCCGAAAAUAUGAAGGCCAUCACAGGUCCGUACCGAAGUUCGAUAGAUGAGACCGAGAAUGAAGAUGAUUAUAGGCUUCCUAUUGAAGUUAUGUGUUUGCAAGAUAUCCUUGAAUCAGACUGCCUUGCAGCCGAUAUUGGAAAGAAUUGCGGCCAAGCUGCCUUGGAAGCCACGCUGGAAUUCUUUCGCAGGACCUUCUACGUCGAAGACACUUGUGGAGUUGAAAACUCCAAACAUGUCUUGAAAAGUCUGGAUAUGUACAAAUUGGAUGAAGAACAAAAAGAACUCGUCAUCGCUACUUUGGAGAAAAUUAUCAUAUCCGGUGGAGAUUGAAGAACCUGCUGUCUGUUAAUAUCGUAGUGAUGAAUGUCUUCCUUGACAUUAUGGUUCAAUAACGAAAAGUUCAAUCAAAAAUUUCACAUCCGAUUUUCUUGUACUAACACAAUGUGGUAUGCUCUUUGAUUUCAAAUAAAAUGAAUAAAACCGAA
This is a messenger RNA of Argiope bruennichi, 948 nucleotides long. RefSeq lists its product as uncharacterized. The transcript has 5 exons. The record is from RefSeq and is a predicted model, not a curated record. The coding region runs from base 119 to 793 and encodes 224 amino acids. NCBI's taxonomy places the organism in Eukaryota, Metazoa, Arthropoda, Arachnida, Araneae, Araneidae.